AUGCCAUUUGGCCAAGUUUGGGUGUUAGCAUGAUGCUAACUGUAUGCUAUCUCAUGUAGGAAGUUGACGGACAAGCCAUAUGUUGCCCAAUUAAAUAGUUAUCCUUUAACCCUUUCCCUUCUAGAUUUCCUACCAUGGCAGUGGGGAGGGAGCGGAGAGUGACGAUUCCGAGGGGGAGAACCAAGAGCUUGCACAGAUUGACAGAGGUAUGUGGCCCGCCCGCUCAAACCAACCCAAGUCUUCAAUGCUCUUCGUUUUUACAUGGAUGUGGGGAGGGUCAUUAAGCAGAUAAAGCAACUUUCAGUUUACACAGUAUAGAAGUAGACAUGCUUGUCGCCAUCUCUGCCUCUUCACCUUUGACCUGUGCUCUUGGUCACCCCCCUCAGAGAGGCGGCGGAACUGCAGCCUCACCCCUCUGGCCACCAGCCAGCAGCACAAUCAGGGUCCCCUAUCUCCGGCACGCCUCCGUCACCUACGCCUCCUUCUAGACCCGACUCUGGACCGCCACUCGUCCGAAGAAGAGCUGGAGCGAAUCAGCCACGGUGUUGGAGACAGCAGAAAGUGGAUGCUGAAACAUCGCCACGGCGACCACCACAGCAGUGCCUCCAGCGACGAGGAGGUGCGGGACCUGUGUGGCUGCGUCCCGGUGGCAGCAUCCUUGGAGCCUGGGACUUGCCUGGCGGCUUCCACCAGCCCGGUGCACUUUAGCUCUAGCCCGCCUCGCAGCCUAAAGCCACCGCCUCCAAUUUGGCUCCAGUUCCAGGUGGUGCAGCCUGCUGCCAGGCCCAUCAUCUUGACCCACUUCGACCAGUCGGCGGCUCCCUAUAGGAAACACAGGCACAGCUACGGGGGAGAGCCGGGGAGGCCGAGUCUGGACCUGGAGAAAAUGCAACAGGUUAGCGUCAUUUACGUUGCGUCUACUGUUCUUAAAUAG
Coregonus sp. 'balchen' is the source of this 934-nucleotide messenger RNA. NCBI's taxonomy places the organism in Eukaryota, Metazoa, Chordata, Actinopteri, Salmoniformes, Salmonidae. The record is from the annotation of a GenBank genome assembly.